Acaulospora morrowiae is the source of this 496-nucleotide messenger RNA. Lineage: Eukaryota; Fungi; Glomeromycota; Glomeromycetes; Diversisporales; Acaulosporaceae. The record is from the annotation of a GenBank genome assembly.
UCUUCAACCAACGCAAACUACUUGGGAAAACCAGACUUCACUAUGGUCAGAAAUCAUUUUAGCAUACUUUAGGCAUCAUAAAUUAUAUCGUCUUGAAUUAUCAGAGGGAUUAAAUGGAGAAUUAUUUAACAAUCAAGGGAUAAAACGAAGGUUAAAGCUUGAAACGUUAGAAGAAAUAAUUGAAGUAAUGGUCGGGCAAGGAACGGCAGAGUGGUAUCCACCAUCCAAGAAAACUGCUGCACUUAUUUACUGGAGGAAACCUGAAGAAUGGGCAUCUUUAAUUGAUAAAUGGGUAUUUGACAAUGGAUUUAAUAAUUCCAUAUUGACGGUAUACGAGAUUGCGCACGGAGAAGCAUCCGAAGGGUUUGAAUUUUAUGAACUAGAUCAGACAAUUCUGUUAAAAGCAUUAGAUAUAUUAGUAAAACGUGGCGUGGCUCAGUUGUUUCAAGGAACCAGUGCUGAUGAUAUGGGAGUAAAGUUUUUCGGUACUGGUUGA